Messenger RNA from Anoplophora glabripennis (Asian longhorned beetle), 1554 nucleotides. RefSeq lists its product as uncharacterized. The transcript has 2 exons. Lineage: Eukaryota; Metazoa; Arthropoda; Insecta; Coleoptera; Cerambycidae. The record is from RefSeq and is a predicted model, not a curated record. Bases 307 to 747 code for a protein of 146 amino acids.
UACUGUGUUGAAUCAGUGUGAAUCCUGAGAUGAAUAUUCGGCGGCUAAUUUUAUUCGGCGUGUUUAUUUUUGAACGAAAAGCGAGCUAAUAUUUUAUAAACGAAUUUGACUUUCUGAUUGUUACAGAGCGAGAGUGUUUUUGAUUUCGUGUUAAAUUUAGAUUUUUUAUGGCAUUAAUAUUAAUGCAGUAUAACCUCCUGAAAAUAAACCUUUUCCAAUGCAUAAAUCGAAGGCAGAUUUGCUGUGACUAGAAUUGUUGUUGUAUGUGCAACGCGGUUCAAAACAGUUAUUUUUUAGGGAGACGACAUGUGGAUCUCAAGUGAAGAUCUCAGAACAGAAGGUAGCAGCGACGAAGAAACUCAAGGCGGCAGCAGAGGCCGCAGGACAAAGAAGAACAGGAAACAGAGAAAAUCCGGAAUGCUGGACUCUUCCAAAAGCACUUCAUCCUUAGCCUCGACAUCUUCCCAUUCCACAGAAUCCUCCAUGAAAGACAUUGGGGGCUGCACAAGUGAAAUAGAAAAGUCCACCAUCGAAGCCAACAUAGAUUUGAAUUCCGAGCGUUUCUCCGUUUUGCAUAAUCCGUUUUUCACUGAUAUUUUCCCGGAUAGCGCCGCUGGUACCAGCGGCAUCAGUCUAGCAUCUAGUGACUCGGGAAUGGAUGCUCUUAAUCUGGAGAGCCGGUGGAGACCGAAGAGGGGCAGCUUGAAAUAUCCCAUCCUAGUAGAGGGUACGUCGGUAGAGGUUUGAUGAAGCGUUUUAAGUUUAAAUGUAGCCAAAACACCAAAAAUAUUACUUCUAGGUUAGACAGAGAAAAAUAGUUUCUUUAUAAGCUUUUUUACUAUAUUUUAUAAUAUUUUACAACCGUUGCUAGGUUGCUCGCUGAAAGAAAAGGUGUAAACCUACCUUUAGCCAAAUUUAAGACAGGGAUUUACCAGUAAAAUUGUGUUUUUAUAAAGUUUUUAUACUACAAAGGUAUUUUUGUAAGAAUACAUUUUAGAAUGUAAUCAGGAACUGGUUUCGUAUUUUAUAAUAAAAUUAAAUAAAACUGAUGAGUGUUAGUUGCAAAAAUAGUAUUAAUAAAUUAUCGAGAAAAGAAAAGUAAUUAAUUGUUAAUUUAUUUUUUCUUAUAUUUGAUCAUUAUUGGUUCUGCUGUUACUAUUGUGAUAAUAUACCUGUUUUUCUGUUAGAUGAUGUAGAGUUGGAUGAUAUACAGGGUGAUUCAGUCAUAAUGUCAUUAAUUUUAAAGGAAGACUGGGAAAAAUGCGUAGAAUAUAUUAAAAUACAUUUUUAUCCUGAAAAAAAAAAAAAAAAUAAAAUCAUUAUUUAAACCUCUUUUCGGUCCGCUCCUGACCGCAAAAAUUUAUCGAGAGUGAAUUUUGACCUACUAUAUUAUUCGGUCACUAACCUAGCUUUAACUGCGCUUUUAAUCCGUAGUGAACGAUAAGGAAAAAACAGAUCUUUUUACCUAGACGCAUCAAUGAAUAAGAUAAUUUUUUACAUUUUAAAUAUUAACAAGUACUUAUUAUUUAUUUGCUAAUAAAAACAAAUGGGUAA